Messenger RNA from Corythoichthys intestinalis (scribbled pipefish), 1965 nucleotides. It is a transcript of the gene grtp1a, whose product is annotated as growth hormone regulated TBC protein 1a. The transcript is spliced from 8 exons. Lineage: Eukaryota; Metazoa; Chordata; Actinopteri; Syngnathiformes; Syngnathidae. The coding region runs from base 521 to 1564 and encodes 347 amino acids. The record is from RefSeq and is a predicted model, not a curated record.
CUGAUUCACGUGAAUGCACCACGUGAUUUAAUUUACAUGCGAGUCCCAGUUCAAGCCCGACGAGCCUGAAACCUUUUUCCACGAAGUUCCUUAGGAGAUCAAGCAAAUCUUCAACUAGGCAGCAAACUUCAGAUCUUCAUGUCCGGACUGCAUUUAUUCCUCGAGCUCUUUGGCGCGGUACUUUUCCGAUGUGACGAAGAAGCAGAGCAGGUGCAUUUGAAUGGAGGAAAAAGUCCGACUGCAAGUUCUCUCCAUAUGGCGAACUGGAUCUCUUUACUUGAGUAGCCAGAGAAAGAAAACAACGAUGAAUUUGAUACUCAAUGUCUUUCAUUGUCAAGAAUAGCGUGUAAAGAUACUCCGGGGCAAAAGAGAUCUCCCAUUGGUGAACCAGUGUUGUUAAACAACAACAAAACAAUCCACCUUAAAGAACUCUACCUAAAACUAAAGCUAAAAUCUGGAUAUACCAAGGUAAGGCUAAAGAGGAAGAAGGAGCCAAAGUGGGUGAAAAUAAAGAGAAGCUAUGGAAAAAAACAGGACUCCUUCCUCCUGCGACACAGCCAAAGAGAGAGUGGACAGUGUGGAUCCGUAUGGCUUUGAGCGUCCAAAAGACUUUGACUACGAGUCAUAUGAAGAGCUGAUGUCGGAGUAUCUUGUGGUGCUCACUCAAAGGUCCAUCAAGUGGUCUAAACUAUUGAAGCGCAAACACAAGGUGCAGAGGAAUGUGAAACUGAAGCGUUAUAUACGUAAGGGGAUACCGAAUGAGCAUAGGGCUCUGAUCUGGAUGGUGGCUAGUGGAGCUCAAGAGCAGUUGGAGAAGAAUCCAGGCUACUACCAGACCCUGCUUGGUGCCCAACAUGACCCCAAAGUGGUGGAGACCAUCUCUACAGACUUGAACAGAACAUUUCCUGACAAUGUGUUGUUUCGGAAGACCUCCAACCCGUGUCUACAGAAAGCUUUGUACAAUGUGCUGCGGGCUUACGGUCAGCACAAUGCAGCUGUGGGUUAUUGUCAGGGCAUGAAUUUUAUAGCUGGGUAUCUGCUCAUCAUAACAAAAGAUGAAGAAAAAUCUUUCUGGCUGAUGGAUGCACUCCUUGGCAGGAUUUUACCAGACUACUACAGUCCAGAAAUGCUUGGCUUGAAAACGGACCAGGAGGUGUUGGGGGAGCUGGUGAGGGUUAGGUCCCCUAAGGCUUGGAAGGCCAUGGUGGAUCACAAUGUUAUGUGGACUCUCGUAGUGUCUCGAUGGUUCAUUUGUCUCUACAUAGACAUUCUUCCCGUUGAGACAGUUCUACGAAUUUGGGACUGCCUUUUCUAUGAAGGUUCGAAAAUCCUGUUCCGUGUCGCACUGACACUCAUUCAUCGCUACAGAAAUCUAAUUGAACAAGCCCAAUCCCUGCCAGACAUAUGCCAAAUUUUCAAACAGAUGACACGCGGUCCAUUUGUGGAUGAAUGCCAUCCUUUCAUGCAGAAAAUCUUCACUGAACCUGGAAGUCUGUCUAAUGCAACGUUGACUAAGCUCAGAGCAGUCUGUCGGGGACAUAUCAUUUCUGCGGAAGCAAAAUGAAUUUUUCCUCUACAAACUUAAAAAAAAAAAAUGGAAUAGGGACCAAAAACCUUUUUGUACCUUGAACUUCUAUUUGUAAACAUUUCACACAUAAAUGGGAAAAUAUAGUCAUGUGAUCUUUGUACCAAUUUAAAAUAAUUUUAGUUUGAAAUUCAAAGCAAUUUAGGCCUUAGGAAUUAGUUACUGCAUACACUCCACAGAUGUCAGUAUCCAGGUCUUGCUUUGUACUUUGCGCAGCUAAGUGAUGUCUCAGUGUAUUUUUGGGUAUCCACUUUGGUUAAAUUAACUUCUCUAACCUUGAAGAUGUUUGCAAUGUAAAUGAAUUGAAAGAAUGUCAUAAGCUUUUGGAUCCUACAUUUCAUGUGGUUUGCCGCUCAUUCUACCUGACCAAAAUAUAACAA